Molecule: messenger RNA, 967 nt
Organism: Hymenoscyphus albidus
Lineage: Eukaryota; Fungi; Ascomycota; Leotiomycetes; Helotiales; Helotiaceae
Source: the annotation of a GenBank genome assembly
AUGGCUGAGGCUAUCAGUUUAGGUGCUUCCAUUAUUGCAUUCAUCGGCCUAGCAGGCCAGAUCGCACAAGGCUGCAGCUAUGUACGGACACUAAUCGACGAUAUUGACGAUGCUCCCGAUGAUAUGCGGGGAUUGCAAAGAGAGAUAAGAUUAUACGAGGGAACCAAUGAGACUUUUCGAGAAGCACUUUCAAAUCUCGAAGAAUCUGGCAUACCCACGCAACAAAGCUCUUAUGUUCAACUUGCUCUCAAGUUUGGUAACGAAACACUGUCGAACCUGACCGAAUUCAUCGAGAGGAAGACAAAAAGCGGACGCAGAUUGGGUCAAGUUAGAUUUGCAUUUGGUAAAGGGAAGUGUGCCAAGCAUGCUGAACAGAUUGAACGAGCGAAAGAAUUCUUAUCAAUGGCCCAGGCUGGUAUUAUUCUGUAAGUUUAUAUAUAAAGGGUAUCUGUAAUGGCAACUGAUGUUCUCGUUUAGAGCCCUUGAACAUGAGCAUACACUCAGCAACAGAGCUGCCAACCGAGUGCUUGAAACUUUGACAUCACAAAACGAAAUCAACUCAGAUACCAUUGAAAGAAUACCUUCGUACCUCGACAGAAUUGCUCUAGAUACGAGAAACCUUUACAGUACUGUUGACUCUAUCAAAAAUGAAGUCUCUGGUCAACGACACGAUUUGCACACGGCUAUCGACAACAUUCUCAUCCCCCUACUUACCCAGAGACUCAACGCCUUUACAAGUAUGUUCUCUGAAUCGUUCCGUGCGAUCGAGGAAGUCCGGUAUACAACACGACAAACAAGAGAAGCGGUGGAGAACCUGACAUGUACUUCAGAUAUACUGCGUGGCCUAUCAGGUGAAAUGUCGCAAAUAGUUCAGAUCACAUUUCGGAGUGUUCUCACUGAAUUUUAUUUGGAUAUCGAUGCGGAGACUUCAUUAGUGACUUUGCAAAGGACAACCCCCAAAUCGUAA